UAGAUAAGAUGAAUGAGAGCCACACACCAUCCAAUACAAAAACACACUCAUCUAAAUAUCCAAGCAAAUCAAUACGUCUUUUACUCAAAAAUAUCAAACAUUGAGGACAAUGGGAAUACUUCAACUCAACCCUUAUGGCUUAGCCUCUCUCACACUCCCUCACAACUUCACCACAAACACUCCCAAAUCAAUCAAAGCCUCUAAACGCCUCACCGGCUUCUCUAGAGGAAGAAUCAGAGCUGUUGGGACAAUCCCAGAUAGCGAAUCAGAAGCUGCACCGUCUGAGGAACCACCUGCUGUAAAUUUUGCAUUUGUCAGUUCUGUGUUGCUUCCUGAUGGAACACCAGAUGUUCAUUUUCGAGUAGCUUGUGGUGGGCAGAAACUUAGGGACAUUAUGUUGGAUUCUAAUAUUGAAUUGUAUGGACCAUAUUCCAGACCUCUGCUAAAUUGUGGGGGAGGAGGAACUUGUGGGACAUGCAUUGUAGAGGUCGUUGAAGGGAAGGAGCUACUAAACCCUCGAACAGACAAAGAGAAGGAAAAACUUAAAAGGAAUCCAAAAAAUUGGAGGCUUGCUUGUCAGACUACAGUUGGAAAACCAGAUUCGAGAGGCUUGGUUGUAAUCCAACAAUUGCCUGAAUGGAAAGGGCAUGAAUGGAAUUAUAAUAAAGAACCUCCUUCAGAAUCAGAACCCUGAGAUUCAUUCAUUCAUUCAUUUAAUUAAUAUACUUUUUUUUGUUUUACUAACUAUAUACUUAAUUUAUGUAAAUCCUCCUUUUAAAGAAAAUGCACACUAAUUAAAUCUUUGUUUUGUUUCGCA
This is a messenger RNA of Camellia sinensis, 817 nucleotides long. RefSeq names its product photosynthetic NDH subunit of subcomplex B 3, chloroplastic. The record is from RefSeq and is a predicted model, not a curated record. Gene Ontology annotation, molecular function: 2 iron, 2 sulfur cluster binding; electron transfer activity. Gene Ontology annotation, cellular component: chloroplast thylakoid membrane. Gene Ontology annotation, biological process: P450-containing electron transport chain. Lineage: Eukaryota; Viridiplantae; Streptophyta; Magnoliopsida; Ericales; Theaceae.